Molecule: messenger RNA, 3662 nt
Organism: Thermothielavioides terrestris NRRL 8126
Lineage: Eukaryota; Fungi; Ascomycota; Sordariomycetes; Sordariales; Chaetomiaceae
Exons: 3
Coding region: 123-3521 (1132 amino acids)
Biological process (GO): Golgi to vacuole transport; retrograde transport, endosome to Golgi
Cellular component (GO): GARP complex
Molecular function (GO): syntaxin binding
Source: RefSeq, a predicted model, not a curated record
CGCCCAAGUCGUUGCAAAACAACAGCGUCCAUCCCCUGCGUCGCGACGUCGCGCCCCGGCCUGGAUGGUCGCCAACGACAGCUGGACUUCACCUUGCGGUUGGGGGGACUGGGCGAACCACCAUGUACUCAAACCAGGGGGCCCGCAAGUCGGUCGAUAGCCUGUCGCCGACCUUGUCGGCUGGCCAUCGGGGCGAUUUCCCCUUCCACGGGACAGCGCCCGUCGGCCAACAACGCUCGCAUCAGCGGCGGGGAUCGACCGCAAGCUCCGUCCAUUCGAUCGGAGGCUCGCUCGACACCUCUGGAGGCUGGUCCAGCGCCGUCUUCGAAUCGGGCCAAAACGCCAUCUCGACCCUGCUGCAGCCCCCCAUCGUGCGGACCGGCCUGCUUCCUCACACCGCCCCUCCCGCGUCCAGCGCCCACAAACCUCCGACAGCGCGAGACAUACCGCCCGUCGCCCUGACCAACAUCCCCCAUGUCGACGCGUCCGAGUUCAAGCCUUACCUCUCCGAGGUCGGUGCGCUGUAUGAACAGUUGCGGCGGAUACAGGCGGACGAGGACCAAGGGUUGGGCGGCCUCCAUCGUCACAGCAACAAGCCCGACGAAUUCCCCGACGCCCUGGACGAGGGUCGCUUGCGGCCAGGCAGGCGCCCGGGACUGUCGUCGAGACGGGCAUCGACCGCCUCACUCAGCUCCUUAUCGUCCAUAGAGGCCGGCCCGACGCCGGGGCGCUCGAGUUCGCGCCCCAGGAGAGCACAAGCGCACGGCCCUCCACCGCUCUCCACCAUCCCCUCAGUAUACUUUGACGAAGAUUUCCACCUGGAGAACCCGCGCAUCUUCGACGUCGUCAGCGAGCGCUCCGAGGUUGUGCCGCCGGCGCCGGGCAGCCACGGCAAGGCCGCGCCCAACGGCCAAGCGGCUGCACCGCGCAAGGCCCUCGCGACCAACGCCAUCCUGCAGGAGAAAUUGUCGUGGUAUAUGGAUACGGUCGAGAUGCAUCUCAUCCAGUCCAUAUCGACCGCCUCAACCACUUUCUUCACAGCUCUCGGCUCCCUCCGAGAACUACACUCAGAAGCGGCGGACUCGGUAGAGAGGAUCAAGGCUCUGAGGAAAGAGUUGGCCGCUCUGGACGAAGAGAUUGUCGUUGGGGGGCUCAACCUCGUCCAGCAGCGCCGGAGGAGAGAGAACGUGAAGCAGCUGCACGACGCCGUCAUGCAGUUGAGGGAGAUUGUCGACGGCCUAGCCGUCUGCGAGUCCCUGGUUGAUGCGGGCGAAGCUAAUGAAGCCCUUGACAACAUCGACAAUCUCGAGAAACUCAUGGCAGGGGAACCCACAGGCGGCAAUAACCUGGAUAUCCAACUGAGAGAUCUCAGGGGGGCCACCGCAUUACAAGGCGUAAGCAGUGACUUGGAUACUCUUCGACUCCGCAUUGGGAGAACCUACGAGGCGAAGUUCCUCAACACACUGCUCACGGAUCUCCGCAAUCACGUCGAACGAGUAUCUCCCCAGGAGGUCUUGAUGCGCUGGAGUAGUGCUUCGGCGCGCGCCCGUGGAGCCCACAGCCGGGAGCCGUCCGUCUUCCCGUCUUACAUGUCGGGAACGGACGCGAUCCGGACAGAACUCUUGUCGAGCCUAACGGGAUUGCAGCGUGCCAAGUACGUCACGGCCGCGGCUACCGCAUAUCGGGAAGCGGCACUGCGAGAAAUCAGAACCAUCAUCCGACGGCAAAUGCCAAGUUCCAGCGACGACGACAACGAAUCCCUCAUGUCGACGUCCACAAGAACCGGCGGCAGGCAACGUUCUCAGCAGGAGAGGUCCAUCCUCCUCGCCCGUAACCUGCGCGCCCUGGAGCCUCAGGAUGCCGAGGCGCUCUUGACCAACAUGUACAUCGGCGUGGCCGAGGCGCUCAGAAGGCUGAGCACUCAAGCCAAAGUUCUGCUGGAUGCUGCCAGCUCCAUCGACGAUCCAUCAGCCCCGUCGGGCAUGCGGUCACCGCUCAAGUCACCGCCCUUCAGCCCCACCGCAAGACACACAACGGGCGCCGCCCAGGAGGCUCAGCAGGAGAUACACAGAGCGGUGGACAUUGCCAAUCUACUGGGACAGGCCGUGGACGUGGCACACGAGAAGAUCGUCAAAGUUCUGCGGGUUCGGUCGGAGCAAAGCAAGCGCCUGGAUCUAAUCUGGUUCCUUCGGUAUUUCACGCUCAAUCUGCACUUCGCCAACGAGUGCGAGGCCAUCUCCGGGCGCAGCGGCACGACUUUGAAGACUGUGGUCAAUGGGCAUAUCAAGGACUUCAUCCAAAACCACGGCGACGCCGAGAACCAGAAGCUCGCCCAGGGCAUGGACUCAGAACGGUGGAAUGCCGCCGACUUCGGCGACAAGGACACCGAGUUGCUCAACCAGAUCAUAGACGGCAGCACUCGGGAUGCCGCCGCGUGGACCGAAGGCACUCGGAUUUGGAUCCCACACCCGGACACAGAAGCAUCAGGCGCGGAAGCCGACGUGUUGUCCGGCCAGCCGAACGGUACAAGCAAGACAAAGACGAGGAGCGCUGUCGUCGACUCGGAGAGUUUCCUGCUGCCCAACGCGGCUAUCUCAUGCAUGCACGGCAUGGCCCGCUUCUUGCACCUCAUCGCUACCAUACCGUCCAUGACGGCUGAGAUAUCCGCUUCGCUCAUUGCCUAUCUCCAGCUCUUCAACUCGCGCUGCACCCAGCUCAUUCUUGGGGCAGGAGCAAUGCGGUCCGUGGGGCUCAAGAAUAUCAACACAAAGCAUCUUGCACUGGCCUCGCAAGCGCUAGGUUUUAUCGCGGCCAUUAUCCCGCACGUCCGAGAAUUUGUUCGACGUCACUGUGGCGCGGGCAUGGUGGCGUCGACGGUCACGGGCGAGUUCGACAAGGUCCGACGAACGCUCCAAGAACAUCAGAACAGCAUCUAUGAUAAGGUCGUCGAACUCAUGAGCAGCCGGGCGCUAGCUGCCGCGAAGAAGCUGAAGGCCGUCGACUGGGACCAGGACGCCGCAAACAACGAGGCAAAUGAGUACAUGGAAACGGUAGCCAACGAGUCGACGACACUGCAUCGCAACCUCACUAAGCACCUGCCCAAGGGCACAGUGCGGCUGAUCAUGCUCUCCGUGUUCAAGAACUACAAGGACACGUUUGGGGCAGCGUACGAGGGCAUCGAGCUCAAGACGGAGAAGGGUCGGGAAAGGAUGCUACGGGACGUCGAGCUUUUCCAGUCACGCCUCGGCCAGAUCGAUGGGUUCGGAGACGCCGGUGACCAUCUGGUUAAUAUCAUCAAAGCCAAAAAGAUCAGCGCGCCGCCCCCAGCGCCAGCGCCAGCGGCAGAGCCAAAACCAACACCCUCAUCACCGCCACCAGGAUCUGCGCCAGCAGCGCCAGCAGCGCCAGAGGAAGGGGGAGGUGGCAGCGUGACGGCGGGGGAGCCUCCAGAGGCGCAAGGGCAAGUAGCGGCCGCGCAUGCGGGGCAGAACGGGGAUCCCAGCGACACGAGCAAGGCGUAACGGAGAUGGGUGUUUGGUCCAAGAGAGCGGGAUAAGCGCGUUGGCAUCAUGUCCUCCUAUGCGUGGAUGUAUAGAUAUCAUCUGGCUUGUAUACAUGCAUACGCACGUUCUUGAAUGCCGAGUCGCGGGGUCUCGGAGAAG